This is a messenger RNA of Lasiosphaeria miniovina, 1443 nucleotides long. RefSeq lists its product as uncharacterized. Lineage: Eukaryota; Fungi; Ascomycota; Sordariomycetes; Sordariales; Lasiosphaeriaceae. Gene Ontology annotation, molecular function: hydrolase activity, acting on carbon-nitrogen (but not peptide) bonds, in linear amidines. Bases 1 to 1443 code for a protein of 480 amino acids. The record is from RefSeq and is a predicted model, not a curated record. The transcript has 3 exons.
AUGGCUCCGUGCCGCGCGCGGGCCCUGCUCGCCUACCAGCUGCCUCUCCUACGAGCUGCCGCCCUCAAGAAAGGUAGCCGAGGACAAUGGGCAGCCAAGAGCUUUGCCCACUCGGCGCGACUCGCAAGCGGCCGCAGACAGAGUGUCGGCGGGUUCACGGUCAACCAGGAUCGCCUCAUGAACGACCUGCACCGCACGUGUAAGUGGGGCACCGGAAAGCGGUGGGGCUCGCUGGACACGGAAACUGGCAUGUCCCGGCUGUCGCUGUCUGACUCGGACAAGAAAGCGCGUGACUGGUUCGUUGAGACAACGAUGGCUCUCGGGUGUUCCGUUACCAUCGACGAGAUGGGCAACGUUUUUGCCAUCCGCCCCGGCCGGAACGUUGGACCGCCGACUUGUGUCGGCUCGCACCUCGACACGCAACCCAGCGGCGGGAGAUACGACGGCAUCCUUGGAGUUCUCGCGGGCGUUGAGAUGCUGAGGAUAUUGAACGAACGUGACGCGAGGACGCAUUUUCCGGUCGGGGUGGUGAACUGGACCAAUGAGGAAGGGGCCCGGUUUCCUAUUUCCAUGGUCUCGUCAGGUGUGUGGGCAGGCGAGGUGCCAGUCGAAACUGCCCACGGCCUUCGAGAAGUUAGAGGUGGCACCGUGACAAUGAGGUCUGAACUCGAGCGCAUUGGCUACUUGGGAAGCGUUCCAGCAAGUCAUACAUCCAUGCCCAUGGCCGCGCACUUUGAGCUUCAUAUCGAGCAGGGCCCGAUCCUCGAAAACCACAAACAAAAGAUCGGCAUCGUCACUGGCGUCCAGGCUUAUCGGUGGUAUACCGUCCAACUGACAGGCCGAGAUGCACACACGGGAACCACGCCUUUCGAUGCUCGAGCCGACGCCAUGCUGGCCGCUUGUCGAAUGAUAGCGUGCUCUCACGACUUGGCCGCCAAGCACUCGGCUCUAGCCUCGACCGGCAUCCUGACACUAACCCCAGGCAGCGUCAAUACGAUCCCGGGCCAGGUCAAAUUUUCUCUUGACAUACGCGCUACAUCGGAUGCCACUCUUGAAACCCUAGAGGCUGAGUUGAAGGCCGAGUUUUCUAGACUGGCGUCCAAGGAUGUCACCAAGGGACUUGAUGUGUCGGUGACCUGGCAGACUGACACCAUCUCACCCGCCGUUGACUUCCACCCUUCCUGCAUCGAGACCGUCCGGGCUUCGGCGCUAUCUGUGACGGGAGACACUAGCUUGUUUCGGGAAAUGGUCAGCGGCGCGGGGCAUGACUCGGUCUACACCUCGCGGCAUUGCCCAACGAGCAUGAUUUUUGUCCCGUGCCGGAACGGGGUCAGCCACAACCCCGAAGAGUUCGCCAAGGCAGAAGAUUGUGCAACGGGCGCCGAUGUGCUGAUGCAGAGCGUGCUGAGAUUUGAUCAUCUGCGCAGUGAAGAAGAGGUGUGA